Molecule: messenger RNA, 2728 nt
Organism: Solea solea (common sole)
Lineage: Eukaryota; Metazoa; Chordata; Actinopteri; Pleuronectiformes; Soleidae
Gene: nhej1
Product: nonhomologous end-joining factor 1
Exons: 6
Coding region: 184-1104 (306 amino acids)
Biological process (GO): double-strand break repair via nonhomologous end joining
Cellular component (GO): DNA ligase IV complex; nucleus
Molecular function (GO): DNA end binding
Source: RefSeq, a predicted model, not a curated record
AAAACAGGCCCAUUACAGAUCAACGGAGAGGAGAAGGUAACCCGCAGGAGCUGCCACUGCGGUGUCCCCGGGCCAAAGGGGGUGAUUAUGCGGCCGGGACGGCGUCUGUAACGCGGCUUUAACACAUCUCGGUCCAGGCUUUGGGAGCGCAUUCCUUGGAGGGAGUCCAUACUUUCUGCCACGAUGGAGGUCAGCGGAGCCCCGGCCGACGUCCUCCUCCAGAGUCCCUGGCUUCCUGUGAACAUCAGCGGCUGCCAGCUCCUGACCAAGACCUGGUUUGGGGACUCCUCAUACCACAUCCUGCUGACGGACAUGGUCUGUGUGUGGGAGGAGUGGAUGGACUCGGCCGCCAUUCAGAGACGUUCGCAGGAGCUGAACAAGCGUUUGCGAGCCCCAGUCAAGGCUUUCUUCUCCCACCUGUGCGAGGUGGUGCAGCCCUGUCUGUCAGGGAGCGGCACCGGCACCGACCAAGCCGACGACGAAGCUCAGAUCUCCCUGACGACGAGACGCGAGGGCGGCAACAUGGUUAUGAGGCUGAAGAGCGAGCUGGCGGGGCUGCCCUUCUACUGGGAGUUUCACUGCACCCCCGCGCCUGUCACGAUGGCGUGCGUUCAGCUAGUGCGCCCCCUGCUGACGAUGAGCCGCCUGCUGCAGCGGCAGGUUGCGCAGCUGGGAUGUCUGCUGAUGAGGAAGGACGCAGAGAUCCAGGACUACAGGGAGAACGGAGCCACGCUCACCAGAGAGCGGCUGCAGACCGAUGUUUUUGAAGAGCAAACAUACAGAGAGGACUUCAUGGCAAAGAUAUUUGCUCGGCGAGCGCCAAAAGACCAAUAUCCUCCUCAUCACUCCCUCCUUCACCAUUUCCACAAGAGUGCGUUUGUGCUUGCGCCAUUUGUGGCCUUUGUUUCCCACACGGAGGGGAAUGAAGGUCAGAGGGACAGUGGAGGAGAGACGGCGACGAUGACAGGAGCGGGAGCUUUUAUUUUCUACUGCAGCUUCGCCACACAAACACCCCACCCAGCGCAGGUCAACAUUUGCGCGGGUGGAAUUAGCCCAUGCUUCCCACUGAUACACACACACACACACACACUUUUUAUAUCUUAGUGAGGACACAUCAUUGACCUAAUGCAUUCCCUAACCCUGUAUCUGAACUUUAACCAUCACAACUAAGAGCCUAACCUGAAAAAGCCCUUUAGCGUUGUGGGGCCCAGACAAAAUGUCCCCACAAAGAUAGGAUUGUACGUGUUUUUGGACCUCACAAAGAUAUAAAUACAAGUACACACACACACACUUGCAAGCAUUUUGAUUUAACUGAAGAUGAAAAGAGAUGUCCUUCAGAGAUUCAUCAGCUUCACUUUCAAUUUAAAUUUGCUGUGUUUUGUGUGUGUGUGUGUGCGUGUGUGUGUGUGUGUGUGUUGUGUGCAUGUGUGGUGGCAGCAGCUCAUGACCGGGCAGAGGGGAGUGUCUGCUUGUCCACACAGAGCAGGCUGUGACGCAUGGUUUUGGUUUUCCAGAGCUAAGUGUUGGUGCGUGUGUGUGUGUGUGUCACCAAGGUUGUGUUUUUAUCCUCACCGUUCAUGUGUGUGUGCUUGUGCUUGUGUGUGUGUGUGUGAGCCAUGCUGACACACGCUUUGCACUUUCCAGUGCAGUGUCACAGUUGUCAGCCCUGAAUUGAAUUGUCACCGUUUGGGAAUGUUGCCCACUUCCUGUUUCAUGAGACGGUGGCUUCACAGCUCCGCGGCGACCGCGCUGCAAUAUAAUGACAUCCAACAAUUAGUGGCCACUUGUGAAUAAAACACCUCACUUGAGCGGCGCAGAGUUGUGUGAUUGAGCCAGUGUUUGGCAUUUGUAACUCCUUUUUUUGCCUGAGCAUGAGUUGUUUUGUGCUUUUUGUGCUUGGAUUUCCUUCUCUUUGUUUGUGUUGUAGAGAGAUGUGCAGUUUUCUGUCUGCUGAAGACGUUACUCUUCAAGGCCACAGUAGCUCUCCACAUGAAGCCGUUCACUCAAAUCCUAAUAUCUGUUUGCUUCGACCAGAGACGCUAAGUUUAGUUAAGAGCAGAGCAGGAAACUUUUUUCUUUUUUUUUCAUCCAAUGACCACAGCAGCUGACAAAGUCCAAAAUACAUACUUUGACUCCGAGCAGCCAAACAUGACAUAAAGAAUAAAGGAAAGCUGCAGAUGUUGAUGGAUUAGAAAUAAGGAAACUCCUUGUUUAAUAGAAGUGAUUUUUUUUUUUUAAUGGACAUUGUACAACAUGUGCAUGUUUGAAGAGUCUGCGCUCUUCUGUUUUUAGUCGUUUAAACCUGGUCGCAGAUAUUUUUACUUUUACUUACGCCUCCGUCAUCAGGUUUGCGGUGGAUGUGGCAACGCCACACGCUUAUGGGCAACUGCGAUAGGGUCAUAAGUGCUGCAGCUAACGGUUUAUUUUCAUCAUCGCUUCAUCUUUGGAUCAUUUUCUCAAUCGAUCGAGUGUUUGUUUGGGCCGUAAAAUAUCAGAAAAUGUUAAAAAGUGUUGAUCGGUGUUUACCAAACCUGGAAAUGAUGAUGUUCUCGAAUGUCUUGUUUUUUAAUGACUCCGUUUUGAUGAUUUCUUUGUUGUACGGAGCAAAGAAACCCGAAUAUAUUCACAUUUAAGAAGCUGAAAAAUCAGAAAACGCUUGAUUCAUUGAUUUAGUACUUUUACCAUAAUCAUGCUUCAAUAAUGUUAAUAAAGGUGGAGGUGAACAAGU